This is a messenger RNA of Laetiporus sulphureus 93-53, 1354 nucleotides long. RefSeq names its product glycoside hydrolase family 10 protein. The coding region runs from base 1 to 1083 and encodes 360 amino acids. Gene Ontology annotation, biological process: carbohydrate metabolic process. The record is from RefSeq and is a predicted model, not a curated record. NCBI's taxonomy places the organism in Eukaryota, Fungi, Basidiomycota, Agaricomycetes, Polyporales, Laetiporaceae. The transcript is spliced from 8 exons. Gene Ontology annotation, molecular function: hydrolase activity, hydrolyzing O-glycosyl compounds.
AUGGGGAAACUCGCGCGUCUUGCUGCUGUGGCUGCAUUUGCCUCCCUCCAAGGCGCGGUCGCGUUACCGCAGACGGCGACGGCGACUAGUUCUGCUCUGCCGACGGCUACUGCAGUGGUACCUGGGUUGAACUAUCUCGCAAGGAAUGCCGGAAAGCUGUACUUUGGAACUGCUACAGAUGUGGACGAGCUGAACGAUACGACAUACACAACUAUCAUGGAGAACUAUCUGCAUUUCGGCCAAAUCACUCCUGGAAACGAAAUGAAGUGGGAAUACACCGAGCCAGAGCCAGGCGUUUGGACGUUCGAGGAAGCUGAGACUAUUGCAAACCUGGCGCAUUCGAAUGGCAUGUACCUACGAGGACAUAACUGUGUCUGGUACGAUGAGCUUCCCGACUGGGUGACCGCGAACAACUACACCGCACCUGAACUUGCGUACGUUGUGGCCAAUCACACUGGAACCUUAGUAGGCCAUUUCGCGGGUCAAGUGUAUGCUUGGGACGUCAUAAAUGAACCCUUGAACGACAAUGGUACAUUCCGCGAGGACGUCUUUUAUGACACCCUUGGAGAAAGCUAUAUUACCAUUGCGCUUCAAGCUGCAAGAGAGGCGGACCCGAAUGCCAAACUUUACAUCAACGAUUACAACACAGAGUAUGUUGGCGUGAAAUCGACCGCGCUGCAGAACCUUAUAAAGCAGCUACAAGCAGAUGGCGUGCCCAUCGACGGUGUUGGCUUCGAGUCCCACUUCAUCGUCGGUGAGGUGCCCACGACCCUUGUGGAGAACUUCCAAGCAUACGCUGCACUUGGCCUGGAAUUCGCAGUUACGGAGCUCGAUAUACGGAUGGAACUUCCAGCCACCGCAGAGUUGCUAGAGCAGCAGAAGCAAGACUUCUACACUGUCGUGUCAGCCUGCGUGGCUGUCUCGCAGUGCGUCGGUGUGACAGUUUGGGAUUGGACAGACAAAUACUCGUGGAUUCCUUCGGCUUUUCCGGGCUAUGGCGAGGCAACCCCGUGGAGUGCGGACUUCGUGAGAAAGCCUGCGUUUGACGGGAUCGCAAUUGCGUUCGAGAAUGGAACGAUCUAACACGCGUCUCCAUAAUGGUCGUUCUUGUAUGUCUUGAUGUAUGCCUUCAGGACAUUUGAACAGAAUCCGAGCACGAGCGAUACAACCGACUGCCUGACGUGUCCAGUCCCAGCUGAUUAUGUCUACUCUUGCUAUAUUAAAUUUCACCGUGGGCAGCAUGAGCUUUUUUGUUGAAGCUUAAAGCCCAAAAGUAUGUGCGAUGCUGUUGUCCACUUCCCAUACCUGACACCGUCGAGGCUCUCAUAACAAUGCCCAGCCUUUCCCAUCCCAC